Messenger RNA from Macrosteles quadrilineatus (aster leafhopper), 2218 nucleotides. It is a transcript of the gene Mettl3, whose product is annotated as N6-adenosine-methyltransferase subunit METTL3. Gene Ontology annotation, molecular function: mRNA (2'-O-methyladenosine-N6-)-methyltransferase activity; mRNA m(6)A methyltransferase activity. Bases 141 to 1886 code for a protein of 581 amino acids. Gene Ontology annotation, cellular component: nucleus; RNA N6-methyladenosine methyltransferase complex. The transcript is spliced from 11 exons. The record is from RefSeq and is a predicted model, not a curated record. Lineage: Eukaryota; Metazoa; Arthropoda; Insecta; Hemiptera; Cicadellidae.
AACCUAGGAAACAUAAAAGAAUAUGAAUGUAUUGCAUUAGGCGUACAAUAACGAAGUUAAUUGAUAUAAAUUUAUUCAAGCACGUCAUUAUUUAGACAGUGAUUUUAUAUCCCUAGGUGGACGUAGCAGCACAUAAAAAAAUGUCAGAUGCUUGGGAAGAAAUUCAAGCUAUUAAAAGCAAACGAAACAGUUUGAGAGAAAAACUUCAAAAGCGCAAAAAAGAAAGGCAGGACAUAUUGAACCUUUCUGCAGCUGGUCCAGCAGAUAACAGUGCUUCACCUCUGAACAAGAUAUUGCAGCCUGAAGCUGACGGGAGCAGUGCAUCUUCACCAGUCACGAUAAAAGUACUCGAUGAACAAGAGGACUCCAACUCCUUGCCCCCUGGUGGUGACCUGGUAAAGUCAGAUCCCAGCGUAGAGGCGCAGCUGUUAGCAGUGCUGUGUGAAGUGUCGCUCACUCUACCUAUGACAUCCACGGGAUUGUGCUCUGCUGUAGCCAAGCGACUGGACAACAAACCUGUGUCUCACGAUGUGCUCACCAACCUACUGCUCAAGUUUGCCACCCAACAGCUCAUCACUGUAAAGGAGGGGUCUAAAGACGGCAAGACAGUUUUGGAAGUGGUGACGGCUGAACAUGCUAAGCUCAUGGACAUGGCCAAUGAGAUAACGUUAGACCAGAGCAAGUCCAGCCAUCACGAGCCAGACAUCAAGUAUAAGAGCAAGAAACGCAAAGAGGUGGAUCCUGGGAAUGGAGAGAUACCAGCGAAAACUGCCAAGCAAGCGGUGGAGAAGGAUGAGAAAAAAACACGAGAGAAGAAAACAACGGAUAUAAUGUCUCUUCUUUCGAUGCCUUCAAUCAAAGAAAAGGAAAACAAAAAGCUUGGCGAAGAGAUACUGGCUCUGUUGAGUCAGCCUACAGCCAAAGAAAGGUCGCUCGCAGAAAGAUUCAGAUCUCAAGGUGGGGCACAGGUGAUGGAGUUCUGUCCACACGGUACAAGAGCGGAAUGCGCCAAGAUGGGACAGGAGACGUGCAAGAAGUUACAUUUCAAAAAGAUCAUCCAAAAACACACUGACGAAACACUAGGGGACUGCUCUUUCCUGAACACCUGUUUUCAUAUGGACACUUGCAAAUAUGUACACUACAGAGUGGAUGGUCCAACAAUACCUUUACCAAAGGACUUUGUUAGCAGUGCUGGGGAGGAAAACAAAGUACCAAUGAAAAAAUUGACCCAAGAAGCAUCCAUUUUGUAUCCUCCUCAAUGGGUGCAGAGUGAUCUUCGAUAUCUGGAUAUGACUGUAUUAGGCAAGUUUGCUGUGAUCAUGGCAGACCCUCCCUGGGAUAUACACAUGGAACUCCCCUACGGGACUAUGUCUGAUGAUGAAAUGAGACAGUUGAACAUUCCUUGUCUUCAAGACGACGGACUCAUCUUUCUGUGGGUGACAGGCAGGGCUAUGGAACUUGGGAGAGAGUGCUUGAAACUCUGGGGCUAUGAGAGAGUUGAUGAGAUCAUCUGGGUGAAGACCAAUCAACUGCAGAGAAUCAUCCGAACCGGAAGAACUGGACAUUGGCUCAACCACGGGAAGGAGCACUGCUUGGUUGGCAUGAAAGGCAAUCCGGCAGACCUCAACCGAGGUCUAGACUGUGAUGUGAUAGUCGCUGAGGUGAGAGCCACGAGUCACAAGCCAGACGAGAUCUACGGCAUCAUAGAGAGGUUGUCUCCUGGCACGAGGAAGAUAGAGCUGUUUGGCCGACCUCACAACGUUCAGCCCAACUGGAUCACGUUGGGUAACCAAGUAGAAGGAGUUCGCUUAGUGGAUCCUGAACUAAUAGAAGCCUUCAGGAAACGCUAUCCUGACGGAAACUGCAUGACUCCGCCUAAAACGUAACUUUUGCUAGUUCAAUUUUUAUUUGGCUGUGAUUAAUCUGUACUCAAUGAGUACAUGACUGUUUGCUGUAGAGUAAGUGAUAACGAGCUAUAACGUAGAGUAGGUUAGCUUUAGCGAUUUCAGUAUAGCAAAACUGCUAUCAAGAUUAUAGUGAAACAAAAAGUUUUGAACAGCUUUCAAAGCUGCAAAGAUGUUAUAGUUUAAUGAAGAACAACCAGGUUUCCAAAAACAUUCAGAAUUUAUUUUUUAUAUUUUUUUAGUAAGGAAUAGUGAUUUUAAAAUAUAAAAAAAUAGUUAACGUCUAAUUUAUUUACUUCCUUUAAAAGUAAACA